CCGAGGCAAGGGAUCCAGGACUUCUCGUCCUUGAUCUUUCAGACAAAACUGUUCUCUUAGUCCAGAUCCCAGCAGCAUCGCUAGCCAUGGAGAAGCUACUAUGGUGCUUUCUGACCAUGAUCAGCUUCUCUCAGGCUUUUGGCCAUGAAGACAUGUCUAAAGCGGCCUUCGUAUUUCCAAAAGAGUCAGGUAUCUAUGUGUCUCUGGAAGCAGAGUCAAAGAAGCCACUGAAUGCCUUCACUGUGUGUCUCCAUUUCUACACUGCUCUGAGCACAGUCCGAAGCUUCGGUAUCUUCUCUUAUGCUACCAGGAAGAGCUCUAACGACAUUCUCAUAUUUUGGACUAAGGAUAACGGGUAUCAUUUUGGAGUGGGUGGGCCUGAGGUACUAUUCACGGUUUCAGAAAUCCCUCAGGCUCCAACACACAUCUGUGCCAGCUGGGAGUCUGCUACAGGGAUUGCAGAGCUCUGGAUUGAUGGGAAACCCAAGGUGCGGCAAAGUCUGAACAAGGGCUACACUGUGUGGACAGAUGCAAGCAUCAUCUUGGGGCAGGAGCAGGACUCGUAUGGGGGUAGCUUUGAUGCAAAGCAGUCUUUUGUGGGAGACAUCGGAGAUGUGAACAUGUGGGACUUUGUGCUAUCUCCAGAACAGAUCAAGACAGUCUAUGUUGGUGGGACACUCAGCCCCAAUGUUUUGAACUGGCGUUCGCUGAAGUACAAAACAGAAGGUGAUGUGUUUAUCAAGCCGCAGCUGUUUCUGACCUACUGUUGUGAGCCCUGAGGCGCCUCCUGGGAUUACAUUCUCUCCCUUGUCUCGGUUAUGAACCUUUUAACCCCAGCAGAUGUUGUAGGUCUGUUCUGUGAAUGUGGCCUUUCACUUCUCUGCUCUGCGAUCCUCAGCACUAGAGCAUGGAAUUUAAAUGUAAGGCUUCCAGCAUAUGCACCCCACUAGGACUCUUUAUCAAAGAGAAUCUGACUUAUCCAUGUAUAUGUGUGUUUGUAUGUAUGUAUAUUAUAUAUAUAUUUAAUUGAAAAAAAUUUAGACAUAAUCCUUCUCCCUCACAUAGAUGAGAAAACAGAUGCACAGAAAGGAGAAUAAUUUUUUAUUGUUUUUGUUUUAGAAUGUCGUAUUGAAUGCUGUGUUUAUAUCCUUUCUAUCCUUCCUUCUCCAAAUCCUCCCCUCUUCUCCCCAAUUCUCUCUCAAAUUCAUGAUGUCUUCUUAUUAUUAGCCUUAUAUGCAUAUACCCAUACAUAUAAUAUCUAUCUAUCUGUUUGUCUGUCUGUCUAUCUAUCAAUCAUCUAUUUAUCAGUCAUCCAUCUUACUGAUUAUAUUUAGUGUUACUUGUAUUUUGUUGAAGACUUGGAGACUAGAUAAUCUAUCAGGAGGUCCAUUCCCAAAGAAAACUGAUUGUCCUUUUCUCAGCAGCCACUGAUUACCCCUGGCUCUUCAUAUAUAGUUGUGGCUUUGUGAAAUCUCUUCUGUCCAUGUUGCAGGUCAACUAGUGUCAUUAUGAAGGUCUUGUUUGGGCAACCCAGAGUGAUGGAGCACUGACUUCACUGUGUUCAGAAUCAGUCCUUGUCUGGAAUAAAAUCUGUACCUGAACUUCUUGGGCCCAUAAGUCAAUAAAGUCACCUUUGUCUUGAAUGGAUUUGAGUAGUUUCAUGACAACUUCAUUAUUGACCCUCUAAAAUCAAGACUCUAAGUUCAGGCAGACUGUCACUGUCUUGCAGAGUUAUAUCUGAGCCAACCUACCUCUGCUGCUGGGAUCUUUUGUGAUGAGUCUCUCUGAGGUGAACAGCUCUAUUUUGGAGCUAGCUAGUCAUGGGGUUCAGGUGUGGGGUUCUGAUACUCCCUCUUUUAGAAUUGCAGUUUGAGGACAAAAAUCUAAAGAUCUUUGAGAUUCAUAAAUCUGUAGUCAAAUCCAGUGAUAGAAUACAUUUGCUUCAGUCUGUUUGGCUGCUUUAUAGAAACAGACCCCUCAAUGUUGCUGGCUUUACCUAGAGGUAUCCUUUAUCAUUGUCUUUCCAGACUGGGUAAACAAUGAAGUCAUUCCAUAAGGCCUUAUUGGAGAGUGGUUUAUUCAAUAAUUAUUUUA
Messenger RNA from Apodemus sylvaticus (European woodmouse), 2094 nucleotides. RefSeq names its product C-reactive protein (gene Crp). Gene Ontology annotation, biological process: innate immune response. NCBI's taxonomy places the organism in Eukaryota, Metazoa, Chordata, Mammalia, Rodentia, Muridae. Gene Ontology annotation, molecular function: complement component C1q complex binding; low-density lipoprotein particle binding. The record is from RefSeq and is a predicted model, not a curated record.